Messenger RNA from Solea senegalensis (Senegalese sole), 788 nucleotides. Its product is annotated as serine/threonine-protein kinase SBK1-like. The transcript is spliced from 4 exons. The record is from RefSeq and is a predicted model, not a curated record. The coding region runs from base 160 to 693 and encodes 177 amino acids. Lineage: Eukaryota; Metazoa; Chordata; Actinopteri; Pleuronectiformes; Soleidae. Gene Ontology annotation, biological process: peptidyl-threonine phosphorylation; peptidyl-serine phosphorylation. Gene Ontology annotation, molecular function: ATP binding; protein serine/threonine kinase activity.
UAGGAAGACACGUCAGAUCACACACAGACUGAGAGUCUGAGUCUGAGCAGCAGGUGAAAGAAAACACAAACCCACUGAGAUGAAAAGCAGGACGUGAAUUUAUGUCGGACACAUUUCUGAGCGAAGAUCAGCGACACUCCACUGGAUCACAGCUGCAACAUGACAGGUGCCACAAAGCUUCUGGACGAGAUGUGCCACCUGACGGCUCAGACUCUGACAGCAAUGGACACAUCUGAGCACUUCAAGGUCCUGAAGCUCCUGGGUGAAGGCUCGUAUGGGAAAGUCAUGCUGGCCGUACACAGGACGAGAGGUACUCCGAUGGCUCUGAAGUUCUUCCCUCGGGUGUCCACCUCUCUCUUCUCUUUCCUGAGGGAGUAUAACUUCUCUCUGUCGUUCUGUACACACCCAUCCCUCACCAGAGCUUUGGGAAUCGCCUACUCCACACCUUCACACUUCGUCUUUGCUCAGCAAGCAAGCCUCUUUGGCGACCUCUACGACAUCAUCCUGCCUGAGGUCGGUAUGGAGGAGGACUGUUGCCAGCGUGUGGUGUCCCAGCUAUGUGGCGCAUUGUCCCAUCUGCACUCGCUUGGCUUUGUCCACAGAGACCUCAAACCAGAGAACGUCUUCCUGUGCGACUCCACCUGCCGCUGGGUGAAACUGGGAGAUUUCGGCAUGGUCAGUAUGAGAACGUAGUUAUUCAACUAUCACUGUUAAUGUUACCUGCAUUACGCAGUACACUCCACAAUACUUGCCUGUGGCUAAUGCUAGAGCUAACUCCAUUUCUGGUA